This is a messenger RNA of Babesia ovata, 5295 nucleotides long. Its product is annotated as DEAD-box helicase. Bases 1 to 5295 code for a protein of 1764 amino acids. The record is from RefSeq and is a predicted model, not a curated record. The transcript is spliced from 8 exons. Gene Ontology annotation, molecular function: ATP binding; nucleic acid binding; ATP hydrolysis activity. NCBI's taxonomy places the organism in Eukaryota, Apicomplexa, Aconoidasida, Piroplasmida, Babesiidae.
AUGAGCGUGCAUGUGCGUGCGCAACUUCAAUCUCUACUAGUGAAAGCCACUGGCAAGGGGCUGCAGCAUAACCUCGGCAACAUUUGUGAUCUGCUAGGUAGCAUACCGCCGGAGGAAUUAUUGGCGAUUUCCCCUACGGAUCUAGAUGCCAAUGAACACGUACAUACCGCGCCAUUUAUUCAUAAAAAAGCGGCAUUGGAUGUUGACCGCGAAGAUAAUGAGACAUUUGAGAGAAUAGUGUUGCCUCCCGUGCAAAAUCCAAUUGUCGCCAAUGAUGAGGACCUUAUCGCAGUGGCUGCCCUGCCUCCGUGGGCACAAGGAGCAUUCACAGGCAUAUCAAAAUUUAACACAAUUCAAUCCAUGGUUUAUCAUACUGCAUUCAACACAUCUCAUAAUAUGUUGCUCUCUGCUCCUACCGGUUGUGGGAAAACGAAUGUAGCUCUGCUCUGUACACUACAAAACUUUGCACCCUUUUUCACGACCGGUCAUAAGAAGGGGAAGGUCGUAUACAUAGCUCCAAUGAAAGCACUUGCUGCAGAGAUCACAGCCAAAUUUUCGUUGGCUCUGGAACCAUUGGGUAUAGUUGUACGUGAGGUUACGGGCGACACAGAAACUUCGUUGGGAUGUCUCGUCUCUACCGACGUAAUUGUAACCACCCCAGAGAAAUUUGAUGUGAUGACAAGAAAUUCGAAUUCGACGGGAACUCAAUCGGAUAAUUCAUUUCUUACGACAGUUAGCUGUGUCAUAAUUGACGAAGUUCAUUUGUUAAACGAUACACGUGGCUGCGUUUUGGAAAUAGUUGUGGCGCGAAUAUUCAGGCUCAUUGAAUCCACCCAAGUGACAAGAAGAAUCGUUGCAAUUUCUGCUACAUUGCCUAAUUGGCAAGAUGUGGCUGAAUUUCUACGGGUGCAGCCUGAAAAUGCAUAUUAUUUUGGAAGGGAAUACAGACACGUUCCACUGGAGCAAAUAUUUUAUGGGGUUAAAGAUCGUGAUCCAUCAAGUGCUAUGCUCAAUAUAUGUUUCGAACAUAUGAUGCAGGUGGUGGAAAAGGGGAAACAAUGCCUAGUUUUUGUUCACUCUAGAAAGGAAACAGUGACUACUGCUGCGAGGCUAAUAGAGAGAAUACAGGCUUCUUCGAAGGCUCAAACUCUGUUUCAACCUAGAAAGGAUCUGUAUAGGCAUUUCAAUUUACCGUUAAAAAAGUGCAAAUAUGAGAAUAUACGGAAUUUAGCUGAAUAUUGUAUAUCUGUUCAUCAUGCUGGUAUGGUGAGGAGGGAUCGUGAUCUUGUGGAGACAAUGUUCAAGGAUGGCCUAGUAAAGGUGUUGGUUUGUACUUCCACUCUUGCUUGGGGUGUUAACCUUCCAGCAAAUUGCGUAAUUAUAAAAGGCACAUUUAUAGGCGGCAUAGGUGUAGAUCGUCACCUUAAUUACUUAGAAUUAACCCAAAUAAUGGGUAGAGCUGGAAGGCCGCAAUUCGAUACAUCCGGCACGGGCGUCCUUAUUACAGAGCACAAGAACAUAAUCAAUUACGUAAAGAUGCAGACUGAACAGUUACCAAUAGAAUCGCGAUUACACCGUCACUUGGAAAAUGCGUUGAACGCAGAGAUUGUAUUGGGGACGGUACUCAGCGAUUCCGACGCAGUUAUGUGGUUGCGAUAUACGUUCCUGUACGUAAGGAUGCGUAAGAAUGCGUUAGUAUAUGGGCUAAAGAGCAACAAAGAGGAAGAGGUCCUACUACACAUGCACAAAAUGGUGCGCGAAGCUGCCGCAAAUCUGGACAAAUCGAAAUUGAUUCGUUAUCACGCAAGCAGUGGUGAAUUUGCAUCUACCGACCUAGGGAGAAUUGCAUCCAAGUAUUACGUAGAUUUCGAAACCAUAUACAAUUUUGCCAUAUCCUUGAAUCCAAAACUUCAUGCAUCAUCGGUAUCUUAUGAGGACAGCUUCGUAAACAAUGUGGAGAUAUCUUAUACGCCGAAACAAACAUUUAUAAAUGACGAAUACAUAUUGGAACGUUUAUGUGAAUGUAAAGAGUUUGAAACCCUAAUAUACCGUAACGAUGAGUUGGAAGAAUUAACGGAUCUUAUGGCUGCUAGUGUAUAUAAACCAAGAAGGGGUCUGAACCAUAUCACCACAAAAAUUAGCCUUCUUAUUGACGCACAUAUAAGUCGACGAACAUUAAGGACGUCGAGCCUAAUGAGUGACAUGAAUUACGUUAUACAGAAUACUGGGAGACUGCUUCUCGCUUAUUUUGAUGUGUCUACGUCCGAGAUUGUAUCUGGGCCACCUGUAGGAGAUGUUAUAUAUAGGUGGUUUCUCAUGUUUGAAAGGCAAAUAUGGGAUUUAAAGUGCAAGCAGAGCAGUCUCAUCUAUCAUUUUUGUGACCCUUAUCACGCAUCAUAUGACAAGACGAAGAUACAAUCUAGCAGGUUGCCUACGUUGUCUAAGCUAACAGCUUCAAGACUGGCUAAGUACGAUUUGGAAACCCUGCUUAAUUUGACUCAUGCUGAGUUAGCUGACUCAGUUAAGUCCAAACAUGAGGCAUCAGCGGUUCAAUCGUAUAUUCGAUUUGUUCCAUACCCCCAAGUGAACUUUACUUGCCAACCUAUUACUCCGCGAAUAGCUAAAGUAAAAGUGACCGUCGCGCUAAAAAAUUGUUGGAGUGCACGUUGGAAUGGUUCAAGUGAGUCGUUUCACAUAUGGAUAUGCUCUGACACUCGCAUCAUCAAUAAGACUAGCAUAACGCUUACUGCAAACAACUAUAAGGAUAGCGUUGAGAUGUUCGUCCCAUUUAAAGGAGAGGAUAUUUAUAUGACAAUAAAGACAUUCUCAUGCCGUUGGCUUGGAAUCAUAGUCGAGCAUCCUUUUGUAACACGUAGACUUCAGGUAGCUGAUGAUGGAUACACGAAACUAUUGGAUCUCUUACCGUUGCCAACCUCUGCGUUAACAAACUACAGCUUCUUGUAUCAGUAUAAGUAUUUCAAUCCUCUGCAGACGCAAAUCUUCCCCCAUUGCUACUUCAGCGAUGACAACUUGCUGGUUGGGGCACCAACUGGUUCGGGUAAAACGGUGAUUGCCGAACUCUCAAUGUUUCGUUUAUGGCAAACCCAGCCUCGGCAAAAGGUUGUUUACAUAGCUCCGCUUAAGGCGUUAGCAUACGAGAGACUAAAGGACUGGACUAUAAAAUUUGGGAAGUUUAAACGUGUAGUAGAGGUUACUGGCGACUCACACGCAACUGCUAGUGAGAUUGCGAACAGCCAAAUCAUAAUAACUACUCCCGAGAAAUGGGAUGGCAUCUCUCGCCAUUGGAAAAACCGUAAAUAUGUUCGUACCAUAGGUCUUUUGGUUAUAGAUGAAGUCCACUUGCUCGGAGAGAGCAGAGGCGCGGUGUUGGAAGCUAUAGUAACCAGGUUAUCAUUCAUUUCAAAAUUUAGCGCAACCACCACCCGACUAGUCUGUCUUUCGACUGCUCUAGCAAAUACAAACCAAAUAGCGGAUUGGUUGGGAGUUAAGACGACAAAGGUGUUCAAUUUUUCGCCGGCCGUGAGACCUGUCGCGUGCAAACUUUAUAUUAAUGGGUUUCCCAUAAAAGCGUAUUGCCCCAGGAUGAAUUCGAUGAAUAAGCCCGCGUUUUCUACGAUUACUAGGCAUGACUUGGAGGCGCCAGUGUUGGUUUUUGUAUCAUCAAGGAGGCAAACUAGGACCACGGCUCAGGACUUUUUAGGUCUUAUUCAAAUGAAAUCAGUUAAAUGGAGCAAUGAGAACACUAUAUACGAACCGUUUUUUGACGAACAUUUGAAUACGUUCGUAGAGCACGGCAUAGGCAUUCAUCACGCUGGUUUGCAGGACAGCGACCGCACGCGAAUUGAAGACAUGUUCGUCAGGGGACAGAUAAAGGUCCUGAUCGCUACGUCAACCUUGGCAUGGGGUGUAAACCUCCCAGCUCAAAUCGUUAUCAUCAAGGGUACCGAAUAUUAUGACGGCAAAACAAAAAAAUACGCGGAUUACUCGGUAACCGAUAUAAUGCAAAUGGUAGGACGUGCUGGGAGGAAAUUACACGACAAAGAAGCGUACGCCUAUAUAUAUACAGAAUCUCGUAAGGUAGACUUUUACAAAGCUUUCAUGUUUUCCCCGUUUCCCGCUGAGUCCUCUUUCCAUGAGCGUAUCGUCGACAGUCUCAAUUCGGAAAUCGCAUCAGGGACAGUGGCCAGUAACGAACACGCAUUGGAAUUUCUCAGGAGUACAUUUUUUUACAGGCGUUUGCAAAAGAAUCCAAUGUACUAUUUGAAUACGGAGUUUCUGUCAAGUUGUAACGAGGAAUCCAGUACUGAGGAUAUGGCCCAACGCAUCGUUUGUAUAUGUCUAAAGCGUCUAUUAGAUAUCGGUUGCAUAUCAACAAACUACAACCAAAGCCAAGCUUUGGUAAAGGAUAAUGUGCUAAUCCCUUCGGUAAUGGGCAUUCUUUCAUCUCAGUACUACAUUUGUACUCAAACGGUGGCAACAUUUACCGCUUGUCUACAACGAAAUGCCGGACGCAUCGGCAUAUUCACAAUGCUACGCGCUUUGGCGAAUGCGAAAGAAUUCGAUGAAGUGCCAUUGAGGCACAACGAAGACUUAUACAACAUGACUCUGUCCUCGACUGCCGUUAUGCCCAUUCGCAACUCGGAUGCAUCUAAUCCGCACGCAAAGGCAUUCCUCCUCCUACAGAUGCGACUAUUUGGUCUGAAAGCACCAAUAUUCGACUACAACAAUGACUUGAAGUCGGUCCUGGACCAGCUACCUCGUAUAUGUCAGGCUUUGAUAGACUCUAUUGCCUGUUGGCGCGACUUGCGGACAAUGCAGUAUGCCCUUCUUAUUUACAAGCACCUUCUCACCGAAGCCAACUUGCUGGAGCAGCCUUUAUCCUUCGAUGGUGCCGCCGACAUUAUGGUAAAAAUGGUGGAUGUAACAUCAGGGAGAACACUUCAUGGAACUGUUAUAUGCGAAUCAGAUAACUGGUAUAAAUACGAUAUAAGCAAUGUACACGAGCUGAACGUCAAUAUAUACGUACGCAAUCUUCCAUCAAAUGACGACAUACACUAUUUAACGUUUGGAGAUGAGCGUUCCAACGUACUCUUCGGUUUCAAAAAGUUCACAUCUGCUGGCACCCAUCAGUUCAGGUAUGCAGCCUUCUUAAGGCUUCACAAAGCGCAGACUCAAACUCGGUUGUAUGCGAGGCCAUCUCAUUACCAAAGUGAUCCUCACCUCAUGCGGGUCCCUACGCUUCGAUCAGCAACACACCCUGAUACUUUCAACUAG